This is a messenger RNA of Protopolystoma xenopodis, 1902 nucleotides long. The record is from the annotation of a GenBank genome assembly. Lineage: Eukaryota; Metazoa; Platyhelminthes; Monogenea; Polystomatidea; Polystomatidae.
AUGGGGACAAUUGCAGGUGCCUCGAGUAGUCAAUCCCAGACGAGCGGAAGUCAAGGCCAUCAUUCUUUACAACAAGCACCCCAAACUCCUCCUGGAACCUCUUUAGCUUUGUCUGGCACUUGCAAUUGCUUUGCUACUACUCCCACUACUGCUACUACGACCAUGUCCAGCACUGGCUCGCGUCCUUUUGCGAGAGCCCCUGGUUCAGAGCGUAGUGCACAAUACAGGAAUGCAGUCGCAACGGCUUCUGGCAUCGAUACAACUACGGCGCUCCCGCCUUCUCUUCCUUUGGCAGCCGAGCCCCGAUCACACCCAAAUCAUGUUGAUUCUUCCCCGGCAAGUUCUCCAAUAAUUCAGACAUCUGUUCCCACUACACCAGUAAAACGACCCGGUUCUCCACGUUCCAGUUGUUUAGAAGAUAUUUCAACAGGUCCAGUUUCGGCUGCUACGAAUAUGGCCACCAGCGAACCUCUUGUUUCGCUACCAGCUGCGCCGCCUACCUUAGGAAAUACUUAUCUUAUGGGUUCUUCACUCGUGACGAAUUCUGCUUCCGGUUUUAUGACAGCAGGUAUGGACAGCUCUCUGGUAAACUCUGCCUGGUCAGCAGUUGGUGACGUUUUGUCUGGAGAAUCGAUGAUGGGAUCUUCAUUCCUCAAUUCUCAGUCUCAGCAAUUGUCAGGCGGUUUCGAGAUGCUUCAGAGUAGGGUUCCUUCUUCCGUUGAUCACUUGACUUUGAAUACAUUCGCCCCCAACUCCCUGUCCCAAAGUGCUUCCGGAAUGAGGUCACAAAUGCAGGGUUCACAUAAUCAUAUUCAACCUCCACCCCCAUCUAUUGCUUCAGCACUAGGAUCUGUACAACAGAGGCGGAUUAUCCAGCAAACACCUCAUCAAGUUCUACCACAGCAGCAACAACAACUUGUUUCCUCUCUCCAUCACCAUGGUCCUGGUGGCUCAUGGGCCCAGCUGCCACCUUCCAGUCUAGAUCUACCUGCUUACCCGCUUCCACAAUCGCAACAAAUGCAUCCUUUCGCCAUUGGGAAUAGUGGGAGUGCUUCAGUCGCGAAUCAAUUCGCUUUGCCACCACCGAGUCAAACUGGCUUGUCUGAUCCUAAAUCUGCCGCCGCUGCAGCUGCAAUGGCGGCAAUGCUCGCUGGUAAUUUUCGUCCUGAUUUCGGCACUCAUUCUUCCACACCAGGCGUAACUGGGCCAUCCUCUCCUUUUUCUGAUAUCUCUGGCUAUCCCGAGGCUUCGCUUGAUGGGCAGGUUGCCCGUCUUCCCGGUUUUCGGCACUACCCAUUUACGGCAACUCCUUCUGUUAGCUUCUCUUCCGCUGGCCAAUCCUCAAUGGCCGCUAAUGGUGGAGUAUACUCUCCGACUGGAUCCUUGCCUCUUUCCCGACAUGCCGUUCAGUCUUCUGCAGGCCGUGCUACCUCUUCACCUGUUUUCUCAGUUCCUCCACCAAAUGCGACAUCUGGUGCUUCUCUUAUCGACGCGUUGGCAGGGCCUACCCAUGGCCUUGUUAAUGGUUUAGCAGCAGCUUCGGGCUGUCAAGCUUCGGCUUACCCCACAGCACUCACUACAUUGGCGAAUCCCGGGGAAAUUCACGCUGCCUUCCAAGCAUCUGUGACUGGAAUGGCUGCGACUCAGAGCACCCCUGCUAUUUUUGCCCAGCCAAGUCAUUUAGGUCCCGCCUACCCUGCAAAUGGAAUGACUCGACUGGGUCCCCAUCCUUCGCAGCUGGGUCCUGUCAACUCGGCAUCUGGGUUCAUGUCACAUGCGCCUCCUGGUAAUCAAUUUGCCCAGUUGCCGUCUGUUGGUAUCGGGUCAGCUUCAUUCCAUCAACAUCCGGAAGGACUUGUCAAUUGUAAGCGUUUACCUUUCAUUCCAUAUUGUAACCUCUGA